This is a messenger RNA of Oppiella nova, 436 nucleotides long. NCBI's taxonomy places the organism in Eukaryota, Metazoa, Arthropoda, Arachnida, Sarcoptiformes, Oppiidae. The record is from the annotation of a GenBank genome assembly.
CGCACACAGAGUCACACCAAUUGAUGCAAAAAUAAACACUUUUGAAAUGAUGGACAACACGUGUGAAGACUUUCUCGCAUUUCAGGAAGCGCUCAAAAAGAGCCGUAAAAUGGAUGACAAUAUCAUUCAUUUACUCAAUACUUCUCUUCCGACCGAUUCUUUCGCAAACAAGACCUCAGAUGCCGGACAGCAAUGCAAACAAUUAUAUGAACAGAUACAAAACUCUUACACCCAAAGAGAGAACUCAAUAAAACAGUGCAUUAGUGUUGUGUCGAGUCGUGUGAAACACCUGAAGGAUGAACGACAGGUCAGUGAAGACAACGUCGAUGUUAUGAAAAGUCUCCGCAAACAGCAGACAAGACUAAGAUUAAUGCAAAAUGAACUCAAUGUAGAGGAAGUGGUCAAAGAUAGGACUCUAAAGGUUCUGAGAUUAUGA